CGAUCAUCGCUGAACCAGAACCCCCUGCCCCUCACACUAAACACUCGAGGCAAGUUUGCGUCUUCUGGGCUUCGGCUGCAUGGUCAGCAAGCAGCUCGUUGGCGGGAGAGCGCGCAGAGCUGCGGAGGUGCGCUUUGAGGGACGUGGCGUCAUUAAUUGCCUUGCAUAGCGCGCCAACGCUCGUCCCGCUGCGGCAACGAUGGCGUCUCGAGGCGUGGCUGUGCACCCGCAGCGAGUGUCGGACAUCCCAUGGCACGACAGGCUGAUCGGCGGGAAUGCACGCAGCACGGGCUCCACGGAAUGGCGGAAAAUAGUGCGGCACGCUCACGCGUGCGUCGUGGCGUCUGGGUAUCGCAUCGUGCACCCUUAGAGCCCGUGUUGUUUAGAUCCGCCUUUUUGGCGCGAAGCAGCGAGUUUAGGAGAGGUUGCGGCAGGGAGGUGAGUGGGCGCGGGCGCGUGGCGGACGCUUCCGCCUCGCCUCGAAUCUCCGCCGCUGCGGAAUCUACAGGUGCGCCCGGCGCUGGUAGCCGCCCCGCGCCAUCCAAGCCCAGGUCUUCCCGACCCUCAGCCGCAGGCUCGAGACGCGACCGACCCUCGGGGGGAGGCGGGGGGGGCGGAGGGGGAGGCGCACGGAGGGGCGGGGCGGGGGUGCGGCGGGCGCGCGACGACAGCGUGGCGCGCAAGCUGGAGCGAUUCCACGACGGGCCCGAGGGGCCGCCGCUGCGCGUGCUGCCGAUCGGCGGGGUGGGCGAGAUCGGCAUGAACUGCAUGCUGGUGGGCCACCGCGACCGCUACGUCAUGAUCGACGCCGGCCUCAUGUUCCCCGACUACGACGAGGUGGGCAUGCAGCGCGUGCUGCCGGACACGGCGUUCAUCCACCGCUGGCGCCACAAGAUUGAGGCGCUCAUCAUCACGCACGGCCACGAGGACCACAUCGGCGCGCUGCCCUGGGUGCUGCCAGCGCUGGACCCCUCCACGCCUGUCUUCGCCACGGGCUUCACCAUGCAGCUGGUGAAGCGGCGCCUCAAGGAGCACAACCUGCCGUUUGAGAAGCGGUGCAAAGCAGUGCAGAUGCGCACGCCGUUCACGGCGGGGCCGUUCCAGGUGGAGCCGGUGCGCGUGACGCACUCCAUCCCCGACUGCUGCGGGCUCGUGCUGCGCUGCGACGACGGCACCAUCUUCCACACCGGCGACUGGAAGAUUGAUGAGGACCCGUUGGACGGCCGCAAGUUCGACCGCGAGUUCCUCGAGGGGCUGUCCAAGGAGGGGGUGACGCUGAUGAUGAGUGACAGCACCAACAGCCUGGCCCCCGGGCGCACGACGUCGGAGAGCAGUGUGGCGGCGGCGCUGAUGGACGCCGUGCUGGCGGCCAAGGGGCGCGUCAUCACCACGCAGUUCGCCUCCAACGUGCACCGCCUCGGCGCUAUUAAGGCCGCUGCUGACGCUGCUGGCAGGCGCCUGGUGUUCCUGGGCAUGUCGCUGCGCACCUACCUCGAUGCCGCCUUCCGCGACGGCCAGGCGCCCUUCGACCCCUCCGUGCUCCUCAAGGCGGAGGACAUGAGUGCCUUCUCCCCGCGCGACCUGCUUAUUGUCACCACUGGCUCUCAGGGUGAGCCACGCGCCGCCCUGAACCUGGCGUCGUACGGCACGAGCCGCAUGCUGCAGCUCAACUCCGACGACACCGUGCUCUAUUCCGCCAAGAUGAUCCCGGGCAACGAGACGCGCGUGGUGAAGAUGAUGAACCGCAUCGCGCUGCAGGGCCCGCGCAUCCUGCAGGGCCGCGAGCACGGGCUGCACACGUCGGGCCACGCGUACCGCGAGGAGCAGCAGGAGGCGAUCCGGCUGGUGCAGCCGCAGCACUUCCUGCCGGUGCACGGCGAGUACGCCUUCCUGAAGGAGCACGAGCUGCUCGCGCAGCGCCAGGGCAUCCGCCACACCACCGUGAUCAGCAACGGCGAGAUGGUGGGCGUGGCACCGCUGCGCAACUCCAAGGUGGUGUCCAACGGCUUCUACCACCAGCCGCGCGUGCACCUCGAGACCAUGUACAACGACGGCGGCAUCGCGUUUGGCAAUGCGCGGGAGAUGGCUGUUGGGGAGAGACUGCACGUGGCAACAGAGGGGAUUGUCAUCGCCACCGUGGAGGUGUUUCGCGAGCCGCCCGGCGAGGACCUGCUGGAGGUGUUCACGGACGCCGACGAGGACGACGACUCCCAGGGCGACCGCAGGGGGCUGCACGGCCGCCUGCAGAUCCGCACGCGCUGCCUGUGGGUGGACCGCGGCAAGCUCACUGAGAUGAUGCACGCCGCUGGCAUGGGCGCACUCAAGAAACUCAACAGGGACGCGUCGCUGUCGCUGGUGGAGCGCACCAUAGCGCAGGUGCUCCGCAAGGCUGUGCAGCGCCACAGCAGCCGCCGCCCGGAGGUCAUCGUCACCGCCGUCGACUCCUUUCAGCCGCCCGUGCCGCCGCCGCCCGCGCCGCCUCCCCCCUCCAACCUCUCCGCCGACCUCUCCGCUUUCGCACAGCGGGGCGCCAAGGAAGGCACAAAGGCAGAGCAGGCGCAGGCAGCAGGGGAGCAGGAGGCUCGGCAGUGGCAGCGGCGGGAGCAGCAGGAGCGCGAGCUGCAGGCAAUGCUGGCUGCGGACGAGGAGGCUGAGGGCGCCUUCGGCCCCACGGCGCAGGGGACAGGGAGGCGGCAGGGUCGGAAGGGUGGCAGGGGAGGGCGCGAGGGGGGUGAGAGCACGGAGAGUGACUUCAGUGACGGGGGGUACAGUGGUAGCAGCAGCGAGGAGGAGGGCUACGGGCCGAGUGGAGGGGCUGCAGGUGUGCGUGCUGCUGCUCCUGCUGCUGUGGCGGCAUCAGCCGGGGAUAAAAUUAGCUCGGUGGGGGGUUGGAGGGAGAUAGGCUCUGGGAGUGUGUUGGAAGGGGGAGCUCCUGGGGUAGGAGUGGAGGGGCAGCAGGGUGGGGAAGAGGAGCGGGAGAAGGGGAAGGCAAGCAAGGCACGGAGGGGCAGGCGUCGCUCGGGUGGUGGCAGCAGCACGGAUGGCAGCAGCGGCGCAGACGAGGGUGAGGGCACGGGGGGGGCGGCACGUGUGGAGGGGGCAGAGGGAGAGCUGGCAGGUGGGGCAGAGGGAGCAGCGAGUGGCGGCAAGCCAAGGAGGAAAAAGCGCAGCGCGAGUAUGGAGGUAGAGGGGGGUGGGGAGGGGGAGGCGGGCAACGCUGUGGAGGGUAAGGCAGGCAGUGCUGUGGAGGGGGUGGGAGGUAGUGAGGCAGAGAGGGAGGAAGGCAAAGAUGCGCUAGGGCAAGUGGAGGAAAGUGAGAAGGACAGCGAUGCUCCAUGGUUGGAGUUGCCCCAAUAGCAGUGGCAGUGUGGCGAGGUAUACAGUGAUGCUCACUGCAUUCAUUCAUGCAUUGCUUGUCCCUGAAUGGGAGGUGGGAGCUCAUUGAUGUAACAGCCAGGGAGUAACAGCCAUUGGUAGAAAGUAAUAUUGGUAGUACCUCCAGUAACAGCCAGUAUUAACAAGUUGUAACACCAGAGUCAGUGUUACAGCCUUGUGAUACUUCAAGACUUGAACAAGGAUCUUUGCUGGAAUGGUAGACUAGUAAGACAGCGGAAGUCUUAGAACGUGUAAGUGUUUGUUAGAAUGAGAACUGAAUGAUGAGUAGAGAGAGAGUACAGGUGAAUAUACCUAAGUGUUGUACCCUCUAAGAGAUGGCCCUAUACAGUCUAUGCAAACA
Closterium sp. NIES-67 is the source of this 3736-nucleotide messenger RNA. Lineage: Eukaryota; Viridiplantae; Streptophyta; Zygnematophyceae; Desmidiales; Closteriaceae. The record is from the annotation of a GenBank genome assembly.